AUUCCCCCCUACACCCCCCCAAAAAAGUACUGACAGGAAAACCAUAGGUCCAACAGUAGCUACACUCAACACUAAAAACAAAACACCCGAAUAACCUCUAGAACAAACACGUGAGAGGUAGGGAGGGGAAAGAUUCCACACACACAAAAAAGAAAGGAAAACAAACAAACAAAGGGGCUUUUAGAGACAACACUAGGGAAAAAGGUGAAGGAGAUGGCAGGCAAGACAAUGGGGCAGAAGGUGAGGGGAUGGCAGGCGAGGCACUGGAUAGAUUGACAGAUAGCAACUAAAAGAAUUUGAGGGGAGGGGGGGAACAUUGAGAGCACCAGCCUCUGAGGGCCAUCAGCUGCAAGAAUCCCCCCCCCAUUUAAAAAAAAAAAAGGGAAGUCCUGACAUUCGAUGAAGUCUGGAGAAUGCACAGUGUAUAUUCUAAUAUAGCAUAACCUUACUCCAAAAAUGUAGGGCAGACAAGAUCAUUUGAAGGAGAGCAAGAAAAGAAAAAAUUACAUUGCCUACGAUGCAAAAAAGAAAGAAAGAAAGGGAAAAUGAAUCUGCAAAAGAAGCAGAGAGAAGAAAAAAAGGAAGAAAUCAAAGGGACAGAAAGCGAAGAGCAGAAAAGAAAAGAAAAAACCAGACAACUGAAAGAAAAAUGCCAUCAAAGACAACACAAGCUAACAAAGAAAAUGCAAACACUGAGCAGAAAAGACUAAGCAAGAAUCAAAGACAAAAAAGGAAACAAAUGGGUGAGAAUUUGGAAUCCAUCGUCUAAACAUGAAAAGACGAGCAAAACGAUGUAAAUUAGUAGACCAUCAAACCAACGCCACAAAAAUCUCUAUAGAAGAUAGCAUUGAAGAACAUAACUGUGGGACUCUGACUGAAAGCUGCCAUUACUGUGGUGCACUUUAUUGGUUAAAUGAACUCAAUUGCGCAAGAAAAUACACUAAAUGCUGUCAUGAUGGAAAGACACUCAAAGAACUUAAUGAACCACCGGACUUACUCAAAGAACUAAUUCUCACACAAUCAACAGAGGCAAAAAAUUACAGAGAGCAUAUCAGAGAAUACAAUGCUGCUUUGGCUUUGGCUUCAAUGGGAGCUGAAAUCAACACACCUCCAGGCAGAGGACCAUACUGCUUCCGUAUUCAUGGACAAAUCUACCAUAAGGUAUCUCCACUUUACCCAAGUGAACAACACAAGGUAGGGUAUGGCCAACUGUACAUAUUUGAUACGGGAGAAGCAACCAUACAACGCCUACAGAACAACUCGGCCUGCUUAGCAACAGUAAUGGAAAGUCUGGAUACCCUUCUGAGAAACAUCAACCCAUUUGCAAAGUCUUAUGAACAAAUGCAUAGACUAACAGAAAGUUUGCAAACAGCUAAAGUCCAAAUGAUUUUCAUGGAACAAGCAAACUUAGACCACAGAAGGUACAAUGCACCAAGUUCCCACACUGAAGUUGCAGCAAUAUUUGUCGGUGAGGAUGGUGAACCACCCAGUAAUCGAGACAUCUGCAUUUAUCCAAUCGGAGAAACUUGCCAGAUCAUCUCACCUAUGAACUGCAACACUGACCCAAUGGUAUAUCUUCUGCUUUUCCCACAUGGCGAGUGCGGAUGGCAUAUUGGAAUGGCCCAUGUUGAAGAAAGACGCUCAGCUAAGUGAGUGAAGGUCACACAGCUGCAGUACUUUGCCUAUUGCCUCGCAAUAUGGAGAAGCUUCUACAUAGCAGCGGCAAAUUAUACCAGCAAUACAUU
This is a messenger RNA of Hemicordylus capensis (graceful crag lizard), 1745 nucleotides long. RefSeq lists its product as uncharacterized. Lineage: Eukaryota; Metazoa; Chordata; Lepidosauria; Squamata; Cordylidae. The record is from RefSeq and is a predicted model, not a curated record. The transcript has a single exon. Bases 772 to 1653 code for a protein of 293 amino acids.